Messenger RNA from Sclerotinia borealis F-4128, 891 nucleotides. Lineage: Eukaryota; Fungi; Ascomycota; Leotiomycetes; Helotiales; Sclerotiniaceae. The record is from the annotation of a GenBank genome assembly.
AUGAUCAGACACAGAGACCCGUUCUCUACAAAUCAGCCACGGUCAUUACCAUAUCGGACUCAUACCUUUGCGGUAUUGAACGCACUCCAUGCAAAACGCAAAGCAGCACAGCUAAACCGCAGAGUGAUACCGGCGAUCAGAGAUACAAAUGAUUACUUCCUAGAACUUCAAAAUGCAUUAGCCGCUAGUCGAAAGGCUAAAACUCCUCGCGAACAUGCAUUAUCCAGGUUUCAGCUGGUCAAGGACUAUUUUAAAGAAAGGACUGCCAGUCCAAAACCCACUGGCAAGACACAUCAUCAAGGACAAGAAUUCUUGGGACCAAAUACACCGGAAGUGAAAAGGGCUCGACACGUAUCUGAGAGGCUGUUUCUUGUGCAGCCAGCUGAACAAAAUUGGCAGCGAGUAGAGGUUGCGAAAAAUCCUGGUGGUACUAAUGCAUGUGUUACCUGGGAUGGGGUCGUCAUCUUAGAACAAGGAGUUCUCCAAUCUUCCUACAGUGAUGAUACUCUAGCUUAUAUUAUAGCUCAUGAGAUGGCUCAUCAUUUGUUGCAACACGUCAAACAAAGUCGCCCGGGAUGGAGGCGGUACAUUAUAUUAUGUGCUCUUUACGCCUUUUUCACUGAUCUGAUGUCUUUUUCUUCGAUCUUGUUGGUCAAGGCAAUAAAAAAACACCUCAAAAAUUGCGCUAUGUUUCAAGCUCAGGAGUUUGAAGCUGAUGAUGAAGCCACGAAACAUAUGUGGAAAGCUGGGUAUAACGGAGAAGCUUGCAUCAAAUUCGCAGAAGCCAGUAUCGAACGAUGCAAUCGGCUUGGAAUUACGUCCAAAUUCGGUGACAAGCCUGAAUUGGAUACACAUCUCAUACUUAGCAAACCAUACGAUUCUUUCAUCUAA